AUGAUGGCGUACACGAUUCUACUGAGGAACAUCACGCCAACCCAUCUGGGCGGCUUCUGGCAUUCUCACACAAUACCUGAAGCAGAAAGAACAAGAGCGUCGGCAGCAGCGGAGAUAACAUCGGCAGCAGCAGAGAUAACAUCGGCAGCAGCAGACAUAACAUCGGCAGCAGCGGAGAUAACAUCGGCAGCAGCAGAGACAACAUCGGCAGCAGCGGAGACAACAUCGGCAGCAGCAGAGACAACAUCGGCAGCAGCAGAGACAACAUCAGCAGCAGCAGAGACAACAACGGCAGCAGCAGAAACGUCAACACCAGUCGCUGGUCCCUCAACGGCACCGCUCUUCAUCAACGACACGUCACCGAUACCCGCACAGCAACUCAAACCGGCACCACGAGAAGUCCACCGAAGCGCCAACGUCACCGCCGGCUUCUACUCCAACUCCGAUCUGAGUGCUCGAUAA
Molecule: messenger RNA, 462 nt
Organism: Closterium sp. Yama58-4
Lineage: Eukaryota; Viridiplantae; Streptophyta; Zygnematophyceae; Desmidiales; Closteriaceae
Source: the annotation of a GenBank genome assembly